AUAUAUAGAGACUACAUUAUUGUUUAUCAACAUUGUCAUUCUCCAACAAGCAAUAUGGUUUACUCAAAUUCAUAUAUGUUUCUUGGUAUUGGAGUUUUUGUUAUUCUCUCUUCUCAUGCUUUAGCUAAUCAUUUGGCCUCUGAGCCCCUUAUUUAUGAUCGGGUACAAGAUGACAUAAAGGGCAUAGAUUACGUGAAGGAUCCAAAAAAUAAUGUUUAUAAAAUGCCUCCAGAGCCCCCUACUUAUCCCGAAAUUAAUGGAGAGGCAUUGGAUGACCAAAAGGUCGACCAAGAAUACGUGAAGGCUCAGGCAAAAGAAGAGGCAUUGGAUUUGAAUGAGCAAAAGGUCGUAGAAUAUAACGCACAAAAAAUUGAAGAGGCAUUGGGUGAGCAAAAAGCCCUAGAAUACGUGACGGCACAAAAAUUGGUUGCGUGUGAAAGUCCUCCUAAUCCACUUUCGAAUUCUAAAAUUAACGAAGAGAUAUUAGAUGACCAAAAGAACCAAGAAUACGUGAAGACUCAUAAAUCUGAAGAGGCAUUGGAUGAGGAAAUGGUCCUCAAAUAUCUUAAGGCGGCACAUAAGUUUGCAGAAGCAUUGGAUGACCAUAAGGGCCAAGAAUAUGUGAAGGCUCAUAAAUUUGUAGGGGGAGAAGGAGAUGAUGAUGACGACGAAGAUGAUGAUGACGAUGAUGAUGAUUAUGAAGAAGAAAUUCUUCAGUGCUUGAAUUGCUUACAUGCAAGAAAGCUAGGCAAGGAUCAUGAGAAAGAUGAAAGUUUUGGGAAUGAAAGGUUUAGUUCGUUGGGAAGAAGGGAGAUAGAGAGAUCUGCUUGUGAAAGUCCUCCUAAUCCUCUUACUGGUCUCAAAAUUAACGAAGAGGCAUUGGAUGACCAAAAGGACCAAGAAUAUGUGAAAGCUCAGAAAAUUGCUGCUUGUGAAAGUCCUCCUAAUCCCCUUACUGAUCACAAAAUUAAUGAGGCAUUGGAUGAUCAAAAGGACCAAGAAAUUAACGGGAAUGCUCCAAAAAUUGGUAAGGAUGAUAAUAUUUAUUUGAAUUUUACUCGUUUCAUUGAGUUGUUAAUAAAGUUGAAAAAUAUAAAGAUCAUGUAAGUCAACUACCUAUAAUAAAUUAUGCAAGU
This is a messenger RNA of Trifolium pratense (red clover), 1136 nucleotides long. RefSeq names its product sarcoplasmic reticulum histidine-rich calcium-binding protein-like. Bases 55 to 1107 code for a protein of 350 amino acids. NCBI's taxonomy places the organism in Eukaryota, Viridiplantae, Streptophyta, Magnoliopsida, Fabales, Fabaceae. The transcript is spliced from 16 exons. The record is from RefSeq and is a predicted model, not a curated record.